Molecule: messenger RNA, 1542 nt
Organism: Impatiens glandulifera
Lineage: Eukaryota; Viridiplantae; Streptophyta; Magnoliopsida; Ericales; Balsaminaceae
Product: anthocyanidin 3-O-glucosyltransferase 2-like
Exons: 1
Coding region: 49-1512 (487 amino acids)
Molecular function (GO): UDP-glycosyltransferase activity
Source: RefSeq, a predicted model, not a curated record
CCGGACUAGCUAGAUCGACGGCGAGAAAAUCUGCAGAGUAAAUAAAUUAUGAUGGAGAAGAAGAUAGAUCUGAUUUUUAUUCCAGCCCCAGGCGUCGGCCAUAUUGUAUCCAUGGUGGAGAUGGCCAAGCUCAUAGUCGCACGUGACCACCGUCUCUCCAUCAUCGUUUUCCUCAUGAAACGACCCGGUGCCAAUACCCACCUGGGCUCAUUCGCUAAAUCGUUAUCCAUCGACGACGAUUUCGACCAAACCCACAUACGAUUCAUUGAUCUCCGUGAACCCGAUCCAGACUCCGUCGCCAAAUUCAAGAACACGGUCCCAUUAUUUGCCAGCACGAUUGAGUUCCAAAAGCCGAUAAUCCGUGAAGCCAUCACGACCGAGGUCAUCGGCCGGCCCGAUUCAGGUAAGUUCGCGGGGAUCUUCGUCGAUAUGUUCUGUGCUUCUUUGGUUGACAUGGCAAAGGAGUUUGAUGUUCCUAGUUAUAUCUACAAUCCUUCCGGGGCUUCUUUUCUUGGCCUGAUUUACUAUAUGAGUUCCUUAAGAGACGAACAAGGGAGGGACGAGUCUGAAUUUAUGAAGUCGGACGCCUUUCUCGACAUGCCCAUCUUCUCCAAUCCGUUUCCGGCCAAGAUGCUUCCUUUAGCGUGCAUCGACAAGGGUAGUGGCUCCACCCUGAUGCUUGACCUGCCUAAAAAGUUUAGUUUGGCCAAUGGCAUUGUGGUAAAUACAUUCACUGAGAUUGAGUCUCGGGCGAUUAGAGUCCUCUCCGGCGAUGAGAAGGUUCCACCAAUUUAUCCAGUGGGUCCGAUUCUCAAUCAUAAGAAGAACGUGGGAGAGAAGCACGACGAGAUCAUGCGGUGGUUGGACAAUCAGCCGCAUUCGUCGGUGGUGUUCCUCUGUUUCGGGAGUAUGGGCACAUUCAAGGAGGCACAAGUGAAGGAGAUCGCGGUGGCGCUCGAGCGUAGCGGGCACCGGUUCUUGUGGUCAUUGAGAAGGCCGUCAAUUGAAAACAAGCGUACCCUUGCGAAGGAAUACGAGGACCCGAGUGAGGUCCUGCCGGAAGGGUUCUUGGAAAGGACGGGAGAAAUGGGGAAAUUGAUUGGAUGGGCACCACAAGUUGAGGUUUUGUCGCAUAACGCGGUGGGGGGAUUCGUGUCGCAUUGUGGGUGGAAUUCGACGCUUGAAGGGUUGUGGUGCGGUGUGCCGGUCGCGACUUGGCCGUUGCACGCGGAGCAACAGAUGAAUGCGUUCAUACUGGUGAAGGAAUUGGAAGUGGCGGUGGAAAUUAAGAUGGAUUAUAGGAAGAGAUUUAGUGGAUUAGAAGAAGACGACGACGGCGAGAAUAUCGUGGCGGCGACGGUGAUUGAGAACGCGAUUCGGCGAUUGAUGGAAGUUGGGAGCGAAAGGGUGAAGAAAACGACCGAGGAAUGCCGGACUGCCGUGAUCGAAGGAGGGUCUUCGUAUGUCUGUCUAGGCCGGUUAAUUGAUGACGUCAUCAACAACAUUACUUGAUCAAUAAUUUAAUAAUAACAUUUUCAUAAA